This is a messenger RNA of Pleuronectes platessa (European plaice), 997 nucleotides long. It is a transcript of the gene shox2, whose product is annotated as short stature homeobox 2. Gene Ontology annotation, biological process: regulation of transcription by RNA polymerase II. The transcript has 5 exons. NCBI's taxonomy places the organism in Eukaryota, Metazoa, Chordata, Actinopteri, Pleuronectiformes, Pleuronectidae. The record is from RefSeq and is a predicted model, not a curated record. Bases 92 to 997 code for a protein of 301 amino acids. Gene Ontology annotation, cellular component: nucleus. Gene Ontology annotation, molecular function: sequence-specific double-stranded DNA binding; DNA-binding transcription factor activity, RNA polymerase II-specific.
GAUCGAGUGCAUGAGUGUGUGUGGUGGUGGUGUGUGAUUUUUUUUUUUCCUCCUCCUCUUCUUCCUCUUCUUCCUCCGGUGAAGGAGAGUGAUGGAAGAGCUCACCGCUUUCGUUUCGAAGUCCUUCGAUCACAAAGUGAAGGAGAAGAAGGAAGUGAUCACCUACCGGGAGGUUUUAGAGACCGGCUCGACGCGAGCGCCGGGCAGGGAGCCUUUAUCCGCGGAGCCCGGCAGCCGAGAGGAGGCAGCCGCCGUCACCCGGAACGUCGCGCUCUCGCCGGGCAGGGACACGGACAUGCUCGGCCCGGAGAGGAUUAGGGACGCCGGGAGCCCCAAACUCAUUGACGGCACCACGGACGUGAAGGAGAGGAAGGAGGACUCGAAGCCCAUCGAGGACGAGGCACAGACUAAAAUCAAACAGAGGAGAAGUCGGACUAACUUCACGCUAGAGCAGCUCAACGAGCUGGAGCGACUCUUCGACGAGACCCACUACCCGGACGCCUUCAUGCGGGAGGAGCUGAGCCAGCGACUGGGACUGUCGGAGGCCCGAGUACAGGUUUGGUUCCAGAACAGAAGAGCCAAAUGCAGAAAGCAGGAGAAUCAGCUACAUAAAGGAGUGCUGAUUGGAGCAGCGAGUCAGUUCGAAGCUUGUCGUGUAGCGCCAUAUGUCAACGUGGGGGCUUUACGGAUGCCAUUCCAACAGGAUAGUCAUUGCAACGUGCCGCCCUUCUCCUUUCAGGUGCAGGCGCAGCUGCAGCUGGACAGCGCCGUGGCCCACGCGCAGCACCACCUGCACUCUCACCUGGCGGCGCACGCGCCCUACAUGAUGUUCCCCGCGCCGCCGUUCGGCCUGCCACUGGCGACGCUGGCGGCCGAGUCCGCGUCCGCCGCGUCGGUCGUGGCCGCCGCCGCCGCCGCCAAGAACACCAGCAAGAACUCGAGCAUCGCGGACCUGCGGCUGAAGGCCAAGAAGCACGCGGCCGCGCUGGGACUGUGA